Cucurbitaria berberidis CBS 394.84 is the source of this 1023-nucleotide messenger RNA. RefSeq lists its product as uncharacterized. The record is from RefSeq and is a predicted model, not a curated record. Bases 241 to 1023 code for a protein of 260 amino acids. NCBI's taxonomy places the organism in Eukaryota, Fungi, Ascomycota, Dothideomycetes, Pleosporales, Cucurbitariaceae. The transcript has 2 exons.
ACCUAGCCCUUGGACGCCUUGAGCUAAACGUCAUCCACCAUGUAGACGCAAAUGAACGAUCCUGCGAACGUCGCUCGUUGACUCUAUAUCUUCAUCUCGCACUCUUACGAAGUCCCACCACCAGCUCCAAGUCAUCAAACCAAGAGAUCGCAGCUUGAUAACGUAGUAAUAGUCUAUAUAAAACUUGCCUUACCUCUAUACCUACGUACCCAAUCGCAACUUAACAUCUGGCACAACACAAUGGUCUACAAUCCAGACCUGUUCCGCUCAAAGGAGCGCAUCAACGCCGUCCUCGUAGCCGAUCUCACACCAGCCCAGCUUGACGCUGUCCAAGACAGAUUCGGAAUUGGUGCCAACCUGUGUUCUCCGAAUCCAUCAGAACAGCUCUUCAUUCACGACAAACGCGAAUGGUCGGCUUCUUCCCACGCUGACAUGAAGCGCGCAUAUCCCGACACCCAACCCCUCCUAGUGGUCGACUCACACACCCCUGUGGAUGGAGGCAUCUGGUACAUCGACCGCUUCGCCGAUGCCGACGACGUGGAAAGCGAACAAGCCGAAAACACAAACACGCUCUUCAAGAUCCGGAUGACGACCGAAGACGUCGUAAUCUCAUACGUCAAUUACGGCCACAACACUGAUAUUCGCGAAGACAUGGACGAAGUCGACAUCGACUAUCCCACCCCUGAGAACUUCGAACAAGACACCUUGUUCAAGACGGGCUCAGACUACAUCAAGGAGCGCUUCAUAAACCCAACUUGGGUCACGGCGACCCCGGACGAGAUUGAAGAGACGACAGACGGACAGGUUUUGGAUACAUUUAUGCCACGCCCAGAUAUAGCGUAUCGCCUCAGGCCCCAAGUUGCACGCCAGCACGGCCUGAAGUCCAGGUGGACGCUCGGCAGUGCAGCGAGAGACGUUAAGCGUCCAGAUGGCGCGCCAUCACAUGUCGAUAACCCCACUUCGUGUCACUCUCGACUCGAUUGGUAUAUCUCCAUAGGACUACGGCACCAAGGUUUCGAUUGA